Magnusiomyces paraingens is the source of this 2373-nucleotide messenger RNA. RefSeq lists its product as uncharacterized. Bases 1 to 2373 code for a protein of 790 amino acids. The transcript has a single exon. Lineage: Eukaryota; Fungi; Ascomycota; Dipodascomycetes; Dipodascales; Dipodascaceae. Gene Ontology annotation, molecular function: nucleic acid binding; ATP binding. Gene Ontology annotation, cellular component: nucleus. The record is from RefSeq and is a predicted model, not a curated record.
AUGUCCGUGACAGAUUCUAAGAAACGGAAAAGAGUCGUGGAGACUGAGGAGGAGCCGAAAAAAAUUACAAUGGAGGAUAUCCAGCUUCCAGAUUAUUCAAACGACGAAGAUUCCAGUGACGACGACAUCAGCGAUGACAAUGAUUCUAGCGACGACGAACCUAGUGAUGAUUCCGAUGAUUCCGAAGACUCAGACGAUUCUAAUGAUGAUUCUGAUGAUGAAGCUAAAGAAACUAAAAAGUCUGAACCCAAACCAUCAAUAGAAGCACAAGCUGUCCAACCCACCAAGAAAGCAGAUCAAGAAGAAGAAGAAGAAGAAGAAGAAGAAGAAGAAGAAGCUUCUCAGGAAAAACCCAAGAUCGACACGCGUUUUGCCGAGUUUUACAAGCGAUUCCAGAGUGCCGCAAGAAACAUUGCUUUAUCAGCUUACAAUAUUGAUCAAGAAAAGGACGAGUUUGGCAACGUCAAGGCAGUCAAGGCAUUGCCCAUGGAUGCCGUCGAAGAGGCAGAAGCCGACAAAGAAGUUAGGGCAGUAAUGCAACGACGUGAAGCAGCAGCUAUCCCCCAGGGUCUUGUCCCACUCCCAGUUCCUGAGAUAAAUCAGUUUGAAAAUGAAGAUGAAGGCGAUGCUGAUGGAAUCAUGGAUGAGUCCGGUACACCAGAUCUUGCACAACUUCGUAAGAAACUGUCACGUCCAGGAGCUGACGGUGGUGUCGGUGGGUCUUUACCACCAUGGCUCGCACACCCCAUUCAUGUUUCUUCAACCGUUGUUAUCCCAUUUGAUCACAUUGAAGGUCUAUCAGAAAACUUAAAAAAGAGUAUCAAAACAGGCCUUGGAUACCAAGACGCUUUUGCCGUCCAAGCAACUCUUCUGCCACCAUUACUGGCUGCCACGGCUGAUAUUUCACCAGACCCACGACCUGAUAUCCUGGUAAACGCUGCCACCGGCUCAGGUAAAACUCUUGCAUACACAAUCCCUAUUGUUCAAGCAUUGUCGACACGAGUGGUCCCGCAGCUGCGCGCUGUCGUGUUACUUCCUACACGUCCGCUCAUUACACAAGUCGUCCACGUAUUUCGAACACUUGCAGCAUCAGCAUCUACAAAACUCCACAUUACAUCUCUUCAUGGUGACCAUACACUUCGCAGUGAACAGGAGCGUCUACUGAAAACCGUUCCAGAUAUCAUUGUUUCCACCCCAGGUCGUCUUGUCGACCACUUGCGCCUGGGAACAAUAUCCCUGAAACACCUGCAAUACCUUGUAGUUGAUGAAGCUGAUCGUCUUUUAAGCGACAGUUUCAACGAAUGGGCUACUGUUGUGACACGUACCAUUGAUGAAGCUUCAGAAACUACUCAAGAAGAUACCUCUGAUAACACUUCUCUUUUGAAAAACCUCAGGGUUAGAAAGUGGUCGCGGCCUGCUCAAAAAUUAAUCUUUUCUGCUACAUUGACACGCGAUCCUGGAAAACUUGCCAUGCUAAGAAUUAGAGAUCCACAAGUGUACAUCAUUGGCGGCGAAACCGGCUCAGAUGAAUCGUCUGCUACCAAGAGCUCCAUUACUGGCACCCCAGCAUCAACCGACGGUAAGGAGUUCACUGUUCCACGAACCCUAACAGAAAGACUUGUCCCUAUCAAAUCUAUUUCUGUCAAACCUCUGCGUCUUAUGCAGCUCAUUUCUCUCCACCAAGGCCAUUCCAAGGGCAUUGAAGACAGUUCUAUGAAAACACAUGUUCUUGUCUUUGUUAACAGUAACGAAUCGGCUGCUCGUUUGGCCCGCCUGCUUACACUUCUUGAUGAAGAAGUUUUCCAUCUGGGUCUAGUGUACCAGCGUUGUAGCAGUGAGCAACCAGCAGCCGUCCGUCGCCGUGUUUUGCGUGCUUUUGCAGCAACAGGUACCUCUACACAAACUUCCUCCGAAGAGGGCCCCAUUAAUGUACUUGUUUGUACCGAUCUUGUGGCCCGUGGUAUUGAUAUUUCUGCUGUUCGCAAUGUCAUCAACUAUGAUAUUCCUCGCGGCCCCCGUGACUACGUGCACCGUGUGGGUCGUACUGCGCGUGCAGGUCAAACAGGUACUGCGUGGUCAUUUGCAGCUGACCGCCGUGACCACGGCCGUUUCUGGCGUGGCAUCUCGGAUCAUAUUUUCCGUGAGGGCAAGGAAACGGUGCCAGGAUCGAGCACUGAUACAGAUGGCGAUGUGGCCAUGAACACAGAGGGUGAAGAGGACAAAAAGGAAAAGGAAAAGGAAACGUCAUCUGUUGUAGAGAAAUACGAGCUGGAGGAGUUGGUACCCCAGGAGGGAACCCGCGACUACGAGCGUACUGAAGAAGGAUACAGCCGGGCACUGCAGCGUCUGGAGAAGGAAGUUCAUGGAAAUUAG